AUGGCGUCGUAUGCGCUGUGCGCCUUCGCUGCAUCCGCGCUGCUGUACCUUUCUGCAGCUUCGUGGCCUCCAGAGAAUCCCUGCAGUGGCCUUGCGCCAGAGGAUUGUAUCGGCGUCUGCGAGAUGGACUGCAACAGCUCCGGCCGCACUCUCUGGAGCGACGUCUGUUGGCCCGCACAGGGCAACUCCCAGGGCUUUACCUGCGACUACUAUGGCGGCCGCUACUUCUGCGGCUCCGGGCCCUGGCUCUGCCAAAGCGGCUUUGGCCUGGCUUCCGGCAAUGGCUGUCACUGCUGGAGCGGCUACCACGGCUACUCCAAGUGCUGCCCAUGCCCUGACGUGGAGAACUGCGCCGGUCGCGAGCACAUCAACUGUAGCAGCACUCCGAAAGCCUGGGGCACAGGGGGCUUGGAGCAUUUACAGGCUCCGCGCUGCUCUGUGUGCAAGACCGGCUUCGUUAGAGCCCAUGACGGCACGGCCUGCUUGCCGGAGUGA
Symbiodinium sp. CCMP2456 is the source of this 495-nucleotide messenger RNA. The record is from the annotation of a GenBank genome assembly. NCBI's taxonomy places the organism in Eukaryota, Dinophyceae, Suessiales, Symbiodiniaceae.